UAGGGCGCGAUCCCGAUCUAUGUAACAACUGAAAUAACGACAAAACAAAUUAUUUUUGAAAAGCAUCUUAUUUGAUUCAUAUAAAUCUAUAAUGUUAAAAGUAACAGUUAUGGCUUAGCUUAAAUUUGUAGUUCAAUCUUUCUUUUUCAUAUACAUAAAUUUAAACUAUAAGCAAUGGAGUUGCUUCAUCUCGUAACCGCAAUUAUCGUGGUUUUCUUUACAGAAGUUUAUUCAGACCGCGGUGAUUACAUAGGAUGCUUCAAAUUGUCUGACGAGGUGAUUAAUACGCAUACAGGGCAAUCUGUGGAUGUCUGCAUUUCGGCUUGUGAACAAGUGUAUUACAAGUAUGCUCUCAUUGGAAAUCAGUCAACAUGUUUUUGUGGAAACACCCCCGGUAAAUUUAAAAUGGAUUUAGGUGUUUGUACAACACCUUGUCCAAAAAAUGAAACGCAAAUAUGUGGCGGUGAGAAUGCGGUAAGCGUUUACGAUACAGAAGUCACUAAGCCUGGGCCGCCAACGUCUUUAGAGAUUUAUAAUGUUACUGAAACCACUGUUCGCGUACAAUGGACGGCACCUCAAGCAUACACAAGGAUAACUAGCUAUAUUAUACGGGCAGUUGUUGUAACAACUUAUGCUGACAUAAUACUGCAACCAAUACAGUGGCGAGUUCCGAACAAUACUUAUCAAACCCAACUUUUAAAUCUUCAACCAGGUUCAGUAUACAAUAUCAGUGUAGGGGCUAUGUAUUAUGAGGAAGAAAGCAAUAACAUUACUGUCAAAGUAGAAACUGUGAUUGGGACCCCUGAUCCAAGUCCUCCAAAUAUUACAAUAUUGCAGAGGAAAGGAAAUGAAAUGCUAGUCCAUAUACAAGAGGCAAUCAAUGUCAAUGGUCCUGUUUCAAUGUACAGAAUAGUUGUUUCCAUUGAAUUAUUUCAACAAGGAUUUAUUACAGAAAAUUUGGGUAAUUAUUCAUAUGCACAAGAAAAAGGUCUGCCCUACUAUAUAACAGCUGAAUUGGACCCAGAUGACAUUAAGAAUGAUUUUGUUAUUGGUGAUGAACGAACUUAUAACGGUUUUUAUAAUGCACCCUUAGCACUUACUAAUGAUAUUGAUGUAUCAUUAGGCAUUGUAAGUGAAAAAAAUCAUGUUAAGAAAAUAAGAUAUGCAGAGUCAACAAAAAAAAUAAUAUUAAAUAUAAAUGAGCCAGAAGUUGUAUCUGGUUUAGUUGUAGCUUUAGGAGCUGGAAUUGCAAUAGGUAUUGUUCUCUUGUUAAUAGGAUUAGGUCUUCUUAUUGUAUUAAGGAAAAGAAUCAAUAUUGCAAGGUUAGAAAGAGGUUCUCAGUCUAUGCCGCUGAGCCUAAGUGAACCAUGUUUGGAAAUAGAAAAUGCGGGGUUUUUGCAAGAUGAAGUUGAAAGAGUUGACUAUUAUAGUAAUCUUAAAAGGAAACUGUGGAAUAUACCAAGGAACUUUAUUGAAUUGGAUAUAUCAAAUGUUGUGGGUAUGGGCAGCUAUGGUAAGUUUAUAAGAGGAACUGUACAACAACAUGGAGUUCAGACAACAGGUCUCAUUCAAGUCAUAUCCGAUAAAGAAUUAGAGAAACCAGACAAAAAAUUAAUGCUUCAAGAACUAGAUCUACUUAUUAAAUCUAGUGAACAUGAUUAUGUUAUUUCAAUUAUAGGAAUUUGUGAAACAAAUACGUCGCUAUUGGUUGUCCUGCAGGAUGUCAAAAUGACCCUCAAAAAUAUGUUACUUGAGAGUCGACAAAGGGAUCUACAAAACAAUAAGUUUUGUCUAUUGCCUGAAAAUAAGCUCUUAGAAAUUUGUGCAAAUGUAGCCUGUGGCAUGGAAUAUCUACACAGUAAGAAAAUAAUACAUAAAAAAUUGUGUUGCAGGAAUGUUUUGGUUACUGAUAGUGGAGUUCUAAAGGUAUCAGGUUUUGGACUAUCUUGCAACCGUCCCUUGCAUAGUACUCCGGACUAUACAAGAUGGACAUCUCAUGAGAUGUUGCGUCAGACGCGAUAUAACCCAAAAGCAGAUGUUUGGUCGUUUGGCUGUUUGAUGUGGGAAGUUUUUACUUUAGGAGGAACACCAUACUCUCAAGCUGUUAAUAAAGAUGUCGCCGCUAGAGUGUUACGAGGUAUGAGACCCUCGCAACCCUCGUAUGUUGGUGAUGAACUCUUCCAAUUGUGUCUCCAAUGUUGGCAAGUUGACCCUGAUGAGAGACCAACAUUCACCUCACUCGUACACGAGGUGGUACCAUUUGCUGAUGGUCCAGGUUUAAGAAGUUUAAGUUUAACAUAUUAUAAUGGAUUUAAUUAUGAACCUCAUAUACCAGAGUUUGAAAUUAUUUCAUAGCAUAAAUUGCUCUCUGAAUAAUCAUAUUCCGUAAGUGCGUCUGAUAGCUUAGUGUCAAAUGCACAAAAAGACACCGUUAUGCUAUUGUUGUUUGCCUCACAUGAACUUUGGGGAUGCCAUUCGUUGCGGUCCAAAGAUGCUCUUUGUAGUUGAAAUGUUUUUUUAUAUUUAUUUAUAAGAAAUAUGGACAUGUAGAUAUUUAUUUUCCUGACCUGAAACCCUCUAUAGAAAUUAAGGUGGUUUUGUGCAUUACAGUGCAGUUAUGAAAUGUCAUUGUUGACAAUAUGCAUGUGUUUUAGAGCAACCUUUUUUAGUAGUAUAUUGACACGAUGUAUUUUAUUUAGAGUAUGUUAUGACAGUAUGUAUAGGAAUAAAUUGAAUUCUAUGCACGAAACAUGCACAAGUGAUGUAAUCUGUAUUAUUUUAAGGUUUUUGUAAUAAGAUUUUGUGUUAACAUUCCAUUAUUGUGUAUAUAAGUAACUGUUGACGUUUUCCGUCCAUAAGAAUCUCGGCAGCAAAUAAAAUAAAGUAUUACUUAGA
Messenger RNA from Pieris brassicae (large cabbage white), 2895 nucleotides. RefSeq names its product putative tyrosine-protein kinase Wsck (gene Wsck). Gene Ontology annotation, biological process: positive regulation of kinase activity; multicellular organism development; protein phosphorylation. Lineage: Eukaryota; Metazoa; Arthropoda; Insecta; Lepidoptera; Pieridae. Bases 175 to 2355 code for a protein of 726 amino acids. Gene Ontology annotation, molecular function: protein binding; ATP binding; transmembrane receptor protein tyrosine kinase activity. The record is from RefSeq and is a predicted model, not a curated record. The transcript has a single exon. Gene Ontology annotation, cellular component: signaling receptor complex.